GGAGUUACCCAGAACUGACUUGCAGAGAGUCUGAGGAGGUCACCUUUUUUCCCAGGAAGCCAAACGGCUGUGUACUGGAAGGACCCCCCCCCCCCGAGGUCUGAGCGGGAUCCUGGGCAGCUCCCCUGCUUUCUUUGGAUGCCUUUUCCCCUGGGCCUUAUCCUUCCCGACGGGCCUCUGGCCAGUUCCCUGCUCAGACAGUGAAGGGAAAGAUGUCUCCCCCUCUGGGAUCCUUCUCCCUCUGCUCAGCCUGAAGAGGACCAAGACCUGGCCCGGGCAGGCAGCCUGAGGGCAUGGCCCCCGGAGCCCACCGGCCCCCCUGGCAGGAGUCACUGACAUUCAAGGAUGUGGCUGUGGACUUCACCCAGGAGGAAUGGAGCCUCUUGGACAAUUCUCAGAAAAAGCUCUACAAGGAAGUCAUGCUGGAAAACUCCCAGAACCUGCUCUCUGUGGGGAUCCCAGUUCUCAGAGAAGAUUUGCUUUCUCAUUUUGAAGAUAAGAAAACAUCACCAAUCUUGGAUCAAAAAGUCCAAAGAAAUUCCUGUCCAGGAAUCCCAGUUCUCAGAGAAGAUUUGCUUUCCCAUUUUGAAGAUAACAAAACAUCACCGAUCUUGGAUCAAAAAGCCCCAAGAACUUCCUGUCCAGGGCCCCCCAGUCCCCAACGGCGCACCCUCAGAAAACACAAGAACAUUGGAAAACCUUGGACGCCCUUUACAACAUCACAAAGGCUGGCCUUGGAAAAGAAAUUCCAACAGAAACAGUACCUGUCAGCUGCUGAGCGAGCAGAGUUCUGCACCUCUCUGAGCCUCACGGAGAGACGGGUCAAGGUUUGGUUUCAGAAUCGAAGAGCCAAAGCCAAGAGACUGCAGGAAACUGAGGUAGAGAAACUGAAGUUAGCAGCCAAACCCCUUUUACGUUCUCUUGCCCUGCCUUUACCAUUGGUGACCCACCUACAGGCUCCACCUGCUCUGUGUGGGACCCCCAGCACCUUUCCUCCAGGUACCACGCAGCUAAUGCCCAAGCUUUUUACGACCCCAGUCAGUUAUAACAUGUUUUAUCUGUCUUAGAGGAUACUAGUCUGCUAAUAUAACACCAAAGACUCAAAAAGCGUGGAUUCCUUCAUAAGCCCUAGGCUUAAACCUGCAAUCCAGGUACCUGAAAAGGAGCUAGAAACGUGGGCCACACAGUACAGCUUGCUCUAUGAUGGGGAGAGAGAUCCCAUAGUGGGCAAAAAUUCCACGUGUGAACUGCUUGAGAUUGAAACUCCAGCUGGCCGGUAUAAGUCUAAUCCUAUCUAGGAAUGUGUGCCAUUCUAUUCAGAAAUUGGGGAGAGUGAGCAGAGAAACUCUAGAUCCAAGGUUCUAGGUUCCCAGAAGAGGAGUCCCAACUUAUUCAGAAGAGUUUAUGAAAUUAUACUUGGGAUUUGGGUUUUUCUUUUUUUUACCCCAGCCUCUGAAGCUAUCUAAAUAUAGAACCAAGGUACCAAGUAAGCUAGUAGUCCAGAGUGAAUAUAGUCAAAACCCAGAUAGAUAAGGACCCCUUCCUGAUAAAUAUAAAGGAAAGCAGGUCCCUGGUAGCAGCCCAUGGAAGUCAUCAUAGUUUUGCUUUUCAGUGUAAAUGUCUUGGGAUUUAGGAUUCAGAUCUCUACCACUCUCCACAGUAAAGCAUCCAUAGCACUGACUUUUGUAAGUACCACGCCUUUUGAUUUUCUUUUUUUUUUUUUAUCUGAUUGAUAUGAGCUGUUUCUGAAGCCAGGAAUUACUUGACAGUGCCUCUUAUAGAUAUUUAAAAGAUGUAUUUUUAAAAAAUAAUGUGUAUAUCAGAAUUAAAGAGCAUUUAUGAAAAGACUGUACAUAAUUUUGUACAAUGGUCUCAAAUAAAUUAUAAUAAAAAUUUUCUAUUUUGUACAAAUCAAUCAA
This is a messenger RNA of Sarcophilus harrisii (Tasmanian devil), 1919 nucleotides long. Its product is annotated as homeobox protein MSX-2-like. The record is from RefSeq and is a predicted model, not a curated record. Bases 294 to 1067 code for a protein of 257 amino acids. Gene Ontology annotation, cellular component: nucleus. NCBI's taxonomy places the organism in Eukaryota, Metazoa, Chordata, Mammalia, Dasyuromorphia, Dasyuridae. The transcript is spliced from 6 exons. Gene Ontology annotation, biological process: regulation of transcription by RNA polymerase II; embryonic morphogenesis. Gene Ontology annotation, molecular function: RNA polymerase II transcription regulatory region sequence-specific DNA binding; DNA-binding transcription factor activity, RNA polymerase II-specific.